GAGAGGAGCAGCGGGGGAAGGAUGCUGCAGAGCCGCAGAGAGAGAGGCAGGUGAUGCGGCGACACAUGGCAGCCUGCCCGUUCUGACCGACUCCUCCAUUGUCGCCGCGGAGCAGGAGAGGCUGCACGCGCACCCGGAUGCUGGGAGAAGGAGGCUGCCGCAAACCCCCCCUCCCCCCCAGGCCAGAGAGAGAGAGACAGACCCCGGGGAACCGCACGGACCGAUGACCGGACGGCCUGACUGACCACGUUGCCUUGGGCGUGUUAUUUUGUCCCUGCCGAGCCGCCGUAGCGAUGGGAGACAACGUGUCCAAGCGCUUGAAGCUGGUCUCGGCCACGGAGGCAGAGAUGGAGGAGCGAUCUUUUCCAAACCCCUACCCCGACUGGGACCCGGGCGCGCGCACGUCCGGCUCGGGCGAGGAGGACGACCACCGGGAACCAUUCGAUGCGGAAGGAAAGGUGCUGCAUCAUUACGCAGAAGAAGGUGAUGAUAAAUCAAAAGAUCUCCUCCAGCAGAUGGAGGAGGGGCUGAAGACCGCCGACCCACAUGACUUCUCCACCUACACCGGCUGGACAGGCAUUGCCCUGCUGUACCUCCAGCUGCACCGGCUGACCCAUGAGGCCGCCGACCUGCAGAGGGCCCUGGACUACGUGAAGCGGACCAUGAGGAUCCUUAACGGACGCAAGGUGACGUUCCUCUGCGGCGACGCGGGGCCGCUGGCGGUGGGCGCCGUGGUUCACCACAAACUGAACAAUGCCGCCGACAGCCAGGACUGCCUGUCCAGGGUGCUCCAGCUGCAGCGGGCCGUGCUGAGUCCGGACUCCGACAUGCCCGAUGAGCUGCUGUACGGCCGCGCCGGCUACCUCUACGCUCUGCUCUACGUCAACCAACAGAUGGGGGCGGACGCGGUGGAGCAGGACGUCAUCACCAAGGUGGCGACGGCCAUUGUGGAAUCGGGGAAGAACCUUUCAGUGGAGCAGAAGAAGACGGACCGCUGCCCCCUGCUGUACGAAUGGCACAAGAAGCAGUACAUCGGCGCCGCCCACGGCCUGGCCGGCAUCUUCUGCACGCUCAUGCAGCCGGGAGCGCAGGUCCCCGCGGCCGUCCUGUCGGAGCUGGUCCGUCCCAGCAUCGACUACGUCCGGCACAAGAGGUUUCGCUCGGGGAACUUCCCGUCCUCGCUGAGCAACGAGAGCGACCGCCUGGUCCACUGGUGCCACGGAGCGCCCGGCAUCGUGCACAUGCUCAUCAUGGCGUACAGGGUGUUCAAAGAGGAGAAGUACCUGAAGGAGGCGGCAGACUGCGCGGAGGUCAUCUGGCAGCGGGGCCUGCUGAGAAAAGGCUACGGCAUCUGCCACGGCACCGCCGGCAAUGGCUACGCCUUCCUGUCGCUGUACAAGCUCACCCAGGACAAGAAGUACCUGUACCGCGCCUGCAAGUUCGCCGAGUGGUGCUUGGCCUACGGGACGCACGGCUGCCGCAUCCCGGACAGACCCUACUCUCUGUUUGAAGGGAUGGCAGGAGCCAUCUACUACCUGUCAGAGCUUUCACACCCCGAAGCCUCCUGCUUCCCCGCCUUUGAACUUUGACCCGGCAGCUGAUUGGAGGUCGUGGAAAGGUUACGCUGGUGGUGCAGCUUUCAGCCUUGAAACAACAACUGAGGAGAUUGAAGUCAGUCACUUCGUCUGGUAAAUAAAUGUUCUGCUUUAUGAAAUGAAACCCAAAAGAAGGAUGGGAGACGUCUGUCGGACAUGAACGUCGACUGGUCCAGUGAAAAUAAAAGCAGAAGCUGCACUCAAGGGGAUAAUGUUGAGCUUCCUGAGGAUUGGACACUUCCAGCCUGUGACACUCCUCUGGGGGGGGACAAGGACAGAGAAGACCACAGAGCCCCUCAUAGCAGCCAGGAGGUGUGAGACGUGUACGUUGCCUCUGCAUGCUCACUGUGAUCUGCUCGUGGUGCCUCAUCUCCUGUGAUUCCAUCUUUGUGUGUGUGUGUAAAAAAUAGUUGGAAGGACACAUAUGUUAUUGUAAAAACCUGUACGCGAGCUACUGAAUGUAUCCCUGUGCUGCUUUUCGCUUUUUCAGAAUUGUGAAAAUUGUGUCUCCUGUCUAAUAUUUGUAAAUAGUAAAUUUACUUCAAAUAUAUACAAAAUGUAAUAAAACUAUUAAGGGGAAAAGUAAA
Molecule: messenger RNA, 2182 nt
Organism: Gasterosteus aculeatus aculeatus (three-spined stickleback)
Lineage: Eukaryota; Metazoa; Chordata; Actinopteri; Perciformes; Gasterosteidae
Source: RefSeq, a predicted model, not a curated record